AUGGAGAAUCGCAUUUCAUCAAUUUAUCGACCGGCACUCUCAGUCCUCCUCUCUUUAGUCCUUCUCUUCUCGACCUGCGCGGUGGCCCAGAGCCCCGGACCAGCCCCCGCUGGGCCCACUAACGUGACGAAGAUCCUGGAGAAGGCGGGUCAGUUCACGACCCUGAUCCGACUUCUGAGAACGACCCAGGUGGGGCCCCAGAUUGACGCCCAGCUCAACAACACGGCCGCCGGGCAGGGGAUCACGUUGUUUGCCCCGACAGACGCGGCCUUCUCUGCCCUCCCAUCAGGCACCCUCAACUCAAUCUCCGACCAGCAGAAGGUCUCCCUCAUCCAAUUCCACGUCAUCCCCACUUGCCUCUCGUUGCCGCAAUUCCAGACGGUUAGCAACCCGAUCCGUACCCAGGCAGGGGACAGCGGGUUUCCGCUCAACGUCACCACAUCCGGCAACCAGGUCAAUGUCUCCACCGGCGUCGACGAUGCCUCCGUGGGCAACACCGUCUACACCGACGGCCAGCUGGCGGUGUACCAGGUGGACAAGGUCCUGCUCCCCGUUAGCUUGUUCGGGGCUCCCGCUCCCGCGCCCGCCGCGGCGCCACCGGCUGCGAAGAAAUCGGCGGCGGCUGAGAGCCCGGUGGCCGGAGGUGAUGCGGCGGGAGAUUCGUCCGGUGCGGUUUGUGGCGUGAGCGGGGUUUGGGGGAUUGGAUUUGCUGUGCUGGCGGUGGUUUAUAUUUUGUGA
Striga hermonthica is the source of this 738-nucleotide messenger RNA. Lineage: Eukaryota; Viridiplantae; Streptophyta; Magnoliopsida; Lamiales; Orobanchaceae. The record is from the annotation of a GenBank genome assembly.